This is a messenger RNA of Peronospora matthiolae, 522 nucleotides long. NCBI's taxonomy places the organism in Eukaryota, Oomycota, Peronosporomycetes, Peronosporales, Peronosporaceae. The record is from the annotation of a GenBank genome assembly.
AUGAAGCUUGUCGCUGGUCUCGUGCUCGUGGCGCUUGCUGCCACCUCCGCCAGAGCUGGGCACCCGGCAACGUUGUUCGCUGACGAUCCCAUUGAGGAGGCGACGAAGGCCACGAAAGCGUCCGAGUUUACGAAGACUGGCUCGACCUAUGACACUGGAUUUUCCAUUUUUGUGACGAAGAGCCACGCGGGAUCAUUGGAAGUGAACACGCUACAAAGCUUCGAGGAUGACGGCUCUGUUCUCGUAAAGGGUUCGAAGCAGAUAGAGGCUCCCGUCACGGCCACCAAGAUGACAAAGUCGACCGAGGCAUCGCCCUCAAGUAUUUUUGGUGGCUUGUACAAGGACGGAUCUGGCGGUGUUGAGAUAGAGGCUCCUGUCACGGCUACGAUGACCAAGUGGACCAAGUCCACCAAGACUGAGCAACGCCGUCGAGUGAGUGUUGUCGGUGGAUUAUACGAUGAGUACACUGGUGUUCUACGUGAUGACCAGUGGCUGUGUUCUGCUAAUUACUACGACGGGUAG